Molecule: messenger RNA, 1707 nt
Organism: Carassius carassius (crucian carp)
Lineage: Eukaryota; Metazoa; Chordata; Actinopteri; Cypriniformes; Cyprinidae
Product: BTB/POZ domain-containing protein KCTD5-like
Exons: 7
Coding region: 159-926 (255 amino acids)
Biological process (GO): protein homooligomerization; proteasome-mediated ubiquitin-dependent protein catabolic process
Cellular component (GO): Cul3-RING ubiquitin ligase complex; cytoplasm
Molecular function (GO): cullin family protein binding
Source: RefSeq, a predicted model, not a curated record
CUACAGUGGGUCUAGAUGACUCAAAUAACAACAGCGCGUGGCUUUUCAGUGUCUUGAGCCUAAAAACAAAAGUGAGGGGUGUUUCUCUGCGCCGUCUGUUGGUCACUGGAGAGGCGCGCGGUCACCGUUACGCAUUUCAGCGGAACACCGAGUGCAGGAUGACCGACUCUCACGGAGAAAUCAGCGGGCACGUCUGUCUGCGACCGGCUCCGGUGCAGACCUUUAACCACAGAUCCUCUACGUGGGUCCGUUUGAACGUCGGUGGCACGUAUUUUCUGACCACCAGACAGACGCUCUGCAGGGAUCCCAAAUCGUUCCUGUUCCGGUUGUGCCAAACAGAGCCAGACCUCGAUUCUGAUAAGGAUGAGUCCGGGGCGUAUUUGAUUGAUAGGGAUCCCAUGUAUUUCGGGCCUGUGCUGAAUUACCUGAGACAUGGGAAGCUGGUCCUCAACAAGAACCUGACGGAGGAAGGAGCUCUUGAAGAGGCAGAGUUUUACAACAUCACAUCAUUAAUAAAACUCAUCAAAGAAAAGAUCAGUGAAAGAGAAGCCAAGACGACACACACGCCAGUCAAGCAUGUUUACAGAGUGUUGCAGUGUCAAGAAGAAGAACUUACUCAGAUGGUCUCGACCAUGUCAGACGGAUGGAAGUUUGAGCAGCUUGUCAGUGUAGGUUAUGGGCGGGCCCAGAAGUCAGAGUUUUUCCUGAUUGUGUCUCGAGAGGUGAAGGGGGAGGAGUCAAGCCAAACUCACCCCGCCCACAGUGGAGAGCUGGUCAAUAUCGGAUCCUCCUAUAACUAUGGUAAUGAAGAUCAGGCGGAGUUCUUGUGUGUUGUUUCUAAGGAACUGCACAACCAAUCAAACAGCAGCAACACUCAACCCAGUGAGAAAGCCAAGAUUCUACAGGAACGUGGUUCUAGAAUAUGAUCAUCUAGAGCUCCCAUGUUUUAGACACAUCAGCUCUUUCUAGAACAUUCCACGAGCUUGUUCUCUUCACGCCUCGAGAGCACUGGACACCUGAUGCACACAAGCAGCACGUGAAGAACAUGUCCACUGCAAUCUAGUCUUCCUGAUGCUUGUUUGUUUAGAUCUUCAUGGAUUCAGAGACAGGAUCUGGAGAGAUGGACCAAUGUCAGUCUCAGGGAACAAAAGGAAAUGGACAGGUCACUCUGAAUCACUGCCCACCUCUUACCACAAUCAUUCCAGUGGACAUAAAGUGGGGUCCAAAAGGGAUAAUACUUUGAUUUUGCAUUUUAAAAAAAUGCUUUUCCUUACAAAUCUCUCUGUAUUUGGUUUGUCUCCCUUUUUCUUUAAUCAAUAACAUGAUCAAAACCUGAUGCUCAUGUACUCCUGCAUGAUUUGCAAUGUUUCAAAGAGCGUCUUGAGCUUCAAUGGAAGCAGGAAAAUCUGAGCGUGAUCAAUGAUCAACGUCAUUUGAUUAGACACCGAUAUAGUACAUAAUAUAACAUAUAAUGUCUUUAUUUAAAACUUCUUCAAAAGCUAAUUAUUUUAACUCUUUUUGUAAAGGUGUAAAAAAGUCUCAGACUUUUGGACCCUACUGUCCUAUGAUUUAUAUAUGCAGCAAAAGUGAUUAGUAAAAAUUUGGCAACAGCACUAUGGUUGAGCACACAUUUUAAUGCAAGAUUUUAUUACUGAGAAAUAUUUCUUAGUGUUGAGAUUUUAGAUACACUGACAUUCAAACGUCUGG